Molecule: messenger RNA, 1437 nt
Organism: Cercopithifilaria johnstoni
Lineage: Eukaryota; Metazoa; Nematoda; Chromadorea; Rhabditida; Onchocercidae
Source: the annotation of a GenBank genome assembly
AUGGAAAUUCAUCAUCGAUUAUACGAGAAAUCUAUUAAUUAUAAUCCUCCUAAUAUUGCUACUGCUAAUGAUCUUCUACCGGUACUUUCUGAUACCAAUGAUACAUCAGGAAUUUCGGAAAAUAGUAAUUUUAGCACAUCUACAUCAUCAUUAGUCAAUAAUAGUGGUACAUUCGUAUCACUUGGUCGAUCAACAACACUCAAUAUGAAUGAAUUUCCCAGUUACAGUAAUACUACUUCAACCGGAUUACUUGAUCAUCAAACAAUACCAAAUUUAUCACUUGAUUUAACUACUACCGUAACAUCACAAGUAAUUUCAGUAGUAGCUGAAACAAGCAGUGAAACAAAAAAUAAUUUAAACGGUAUCAAUCAUCAUCAUCAUCAACAAUGUCAUCAACAACAACAACAGUUUCGGCGGACAUUACCAUUACAGAAUGCGGAAAAUAAUGUUUGCGCAGUUGUUGGAACAUUAACAACAUCUUCAUUACAAACGGAUCAUACCAAUACAACAAUGGUUAUUACCAAUAAUAAUAGUAGUAAUAGUAAUAGAAGUGGAAAUGAUGGCGUUAAUGGUAGUAGCAAUAAUAGCAACUGCAGUUGUGCAACAACAACAACAGCAACAACAACAACUAAUGAACAAAAUUUUCCGCAACGAAAUUCAAAGUUCAAAGUGGAAAUAUGCUCAUUGUGUUCAGAAUUCAUCUUAGAUCGAACAUUACUUACUGUUAAUUCACGAUUUUGGCAUAUUAAUUGCUUGAAAUGUUCGCAAUGUUCGAUAUUGUUGGAACAAUAUUCGUCAUGUUUUGUUAAAGAUAAUCAUUUCUUUUGCAUACAAUGCUACAACAGACGAUUUGGAACAAAAUGUUCAUCAUGUCAACGUUUAAUUCAUGCAACUGAUUGGGUUAGACGAGCACGAAAUUUUGUUUAUCAUCUUGCAUGUUUUGCAUGCGAUCAAUGCAAACGGCAAUUAAGUACAGGAGAAGAAUUUGCAUUGCAAGAUUGUCGACUACUUUGCAAGCAACAUUAUAUGGAAUUAAUUGAAGGAGAAUGUGGACAACAAAAAGCAAAAACAAAACGUGUACGAACGACAUUUGCGGAAGAACAAUUAACCGUUUUACAAACACAUUUCCAGAUUGAUAGUAAUCCGGAUGGUGCUGAUUUAGAACGAAUUGCUGCAAUGACUGGUUUAAGUAAACGUGUUACACAAGUUUGGUUUCAGAAUUCGAGGGCACGUCAAAAGAAAUGUCAGGGUAGUAAGAGGAAUCGAACUAGCCAUAAUAAUAGUAGUGGACGAUCAUCAACUAAUCCGUGUAGCACUCCAAAAAGUCCCAGUGGUGACAGUAUUGAUGGCAUGAUUUUUCCAACAUCUGUUUUAACUAGUGUGGAAGAUGCAAUGGUUGCUACAGAGCAGCGAACAAUUCAAUCAGACUCCACAUGA